This is a messenger RNA of Bufo gargarizans (Asiatic toad), 4596 nucleotides long. RefSeq names its product H(+)/Cl(-) exchange transporter 4. The transcript is spliced from 8 exons. Bases 1 to 1743 code for a protein of 580 amino acids. The record is from RefSeq and is a predicted model, not a curated record. Gene Ontology annotation, biological process: chloride transport; transmembrane transport. Gene Ontology annotation, cellular component: Golgi apparatus; early endosome; synaptic vesicle. Gene Ontology annotation, molecular function: voltage-gated chloride channel activity. NCBI's taxonomy places the organism in Eukaryota, Metazoa, Chordata, Amphibia, Anura, Bufonidae.
AUGUACGGGCUAUUGAUAAAAACCAUCCUCAGCGGUUUCAUAAUAAGGGGUUACCUGGGAAAAUGGACACUGUUGAUAAAAACAGUGACUUUAGUGCUGGUGGUAUCUUCAGGAUUGAGCCUUGGAAAAGAGGGACCUUCAGUGCAUGUUGCGUGCUGUUGUGGCAACCUGUUCAGCAGCCUGCUGUCUAAGUACAGCAAGAAUGAAGGGAAGAGGAGGGAAGUACUCUCAGCAGCAGCGGCAGUAGGAGUCUCUGUUGCCUUUGGAGCUCCAAUUGGUGGUGUGCUUUUCAGUUUGGAAGAGGUCAGUUACUAUUUUCCGCUAAAAACCCUGUGGCGUUCCUUUUUUGCUGCUCUUGUGGCUGCAUUUACCCUAAGAUCAAUCAACCCGUUUGGGAACAGUCGUUUGGUUCUCUUUUAUGUGGAAUACCAUACUCCUUGGUACAUGGCUGAGCUAUUUCCUUUCAUUCUCUUGGGUGUUUUUGGAGGACUUUGGGGAACCCUCUUCAUUCGUUGCAACAUUGCUUGGUGCCGCAGACGCAAGACCACCAGCCUUGGCAAGUACCCAGUACUGGAAGUCAUUGUGGUCACAGCAAUUACAGCCAUUAUAGCUUACCCAAACCCAUACACCCGAAGAAGCACAAGUGAACUCAUCUCGGAGCUCUUCAAUGACUGUGGAGCUCUUGAAUCUUCUCAACUCUGUGAUUACAUUAAUGAUAUCAACAUGACCAGACCUGUGGAUGACAUCCCGGAUCGACCAGCUGGUCCAGGAGUUUACACUGCCAUGUGGCAAUUGGCUUUAGCUCUUGUUUUUAAAAUUGUUAUCACUAUUUUCACAUUUGGCAUGAAGAUCCCAUCUGGUCUAUUUAUUCCAAGCAUAGCAGUGGGAGCUAUAGCUGGUCGCAUAGUCGGUGUUGGAGUUGAGCAGCUUGCCUACCACCACCAUGACUGGAUCAUCUUUAGGAACUGGUGCAGACCAGGAGCAGAUUGUGUCACUCCAGGCCUCUAUGCUAUGGUGGGAGCUGCAGCUUGCCUAGGUGGUGUCACUAGGAUGACCGUUUCCUUGGUUGUCAUCAUGUUUGAGUUGACGGGUGGUCUGGAGUACAUAGUACCAUUAAUGGCGGCCGCUGUCACAAGUAAAUGGGUUGCAGAUGCAUUUGGGAAAGAAGGAAUUUACGAAGCUCACAUCCAUUUAAAUGGAUACCCAUUCUUGGAUGUAAAGGAUGAAUUCACCCACAGAACUCUAGCAACAGAUGUCAUGAGACCUCGUCGUGGUGAGCCGCCGCUCUCUGUUCUUACUCAGGACAACAUGACAGUAGAAGAUGUGGAGACUUUAAUCAAAGACACAGAUUAUAAUGGUUUCCCCGUUGUGGUAUCCAGAGACUCAGAACGUCUGAUUGGCUUCGCACAAAGAAGAGAACUCAUAAUUGCCAUCAAGAAUGCCAGACAGAGGCAGGAUGGAGUGGUAAGCAACUCCAAUGUAUAUUUCACAGAAGACCCCCCGGAGCUUCCAGCUAACAGCCCUCAUCCUCUGAAACUAAGACGCAUUCUCAACCUAAGUCCAUUCACUGUCACAGACCACACACCCAUGGAGACUGUGGUGGACAUCUUUAGAAAACUUGGAUUGAGGCAAUGUCUUGUUACUCGGAGUGGGAGGCUUCUGGGUAUUAUAACCAAAAAGGAUGUUUUAAGACACAUGGCUCAGAUGGCUAAUCAAGACCCAGAAUCCAUUAUGUUUAACUAGACUGUACAUUGCGUGUGGGAGGAAUGUUCUGCAGAAAUGCUGGAUGAAUCUGGAGGCUUUUCAUUCUAACAAGGAAGAGGAGCAAAAACUGAAAUGACGGUGGCUGACAUGAAGAACCUGAAACGCGUCUCACCAGUAUGAUCAGGAGCCUAACAGUUAUGUGAAAUACGCCCUCAGUAAUGGUCACUGACAGUUGCACGUCACUCGAGAUGCUACCUUUUGCUUUGACUAUAAUGCAUGUAUGUGACUGGAUGUACAUUUCUCAAUAACAUUUUGAGGCUUUCAGAUCAUUUUUUAAUGAAAAUAAACUAUUACAAACCAAUGGACAGAUAUAUAGUAUUUAUGUUAGAUCUGAAUUCAGACGUGGUGAGAUUUAUUGAAAGAGAAUACCAGACUUUAUAACUUACAACAGGCAUGCUCAACCUGCGGCCCGCCAGCUGUUGCAAAACUACAACUCCCAGCAUGCCCGAACAGCCUACAGCAGGGCAUUGUGGGAAUUGUAGUUUUACAACAGCUGGAGGCCCCAGGUUGAGCAUGCCUGACUUACAACAUGAAAGCCUGUUUUACAGCAGUACAUUUCUUAGAAUGCAUAGCUUAAGAGUCUCCUUCCUCGGAGUAGGUCACUUGGUCUUUUGUCAAGGUUGUAAUUUUAUAUAAUUUUAGAAAAGAGCAAAGUUUGUUCAUUAUUUUGGGAGAUAAAUGAAUUUGAUGCAUUUAUUUGCUUUGUAUAUAUAUAUAUAUAUAUAUAUAUAUAUAUAUACAGAGAGAGCAAGACAGAUAAAACAAACUUAGGUCAGUAGAAGAGGCAAGUGUGUCAGUGAAGAUGAUUGCCUAGCCAGUGUGGCAAGAAUGAACACAUUUUAACGCAUAUGUCAUGCCCCAAGUGUUCCUACCAUGUCCCUAAAUUGUAUAGUUUUUUUUUUUUGGGGGGGGGGGAAUACUGUGCCACAGCCUAGCAGUAUAAGCCUACUGAAACACUUGAACUUAACUCACGAUGCUCACAGUAAAUUGGUCUAGUUGUAUGGCCUCCUAAUACCCACAUCACAGAGAUAGUUGCCAAUUUCUUUUGUUAUUUAGGAAUCUUGUGGACAUUCUAGUAUCAUAAGCACGGGAUCCUGCCACAAUGCCCCAAUAACAAUAGCCAUAAUGUCCCCAUAAGAGGACAUCCACGGUACCAACAGUAUUAAAUUCACAGUGGUCCAAUAAUAGAGCCAAUGAUAGUGCGCCAUAACCAAGUCAGCCUCAGUGAUCCCAUAACCACCAGCCAUGAGGCCUCCUAACUGAAGCAGCCAAUUCCCCUCAUAAAUGAGCUGAUCACUAUGCCCACAUAAGUGAGCUAGUCACAACAUUCCCAUAACAGUGCCAGUCAUGGUGCCUCUAUGAGAGCAUCUAUAGUGUCUCCAUAGUGAUGACCGAAUUACUCCUAUAAUGACAGCCAGUAUGCCACCAUAAAAACUGCUAUAAAGCUGAUAUAUUUAUAUCCACAAGUCCCUAUAACAUCUACAGUGCAGCCCACACAACAAAGUAAACAAAUCUGAUAAAACCUUAAUAUAGUGUGAUAUAUUUUAUGAUUUUCUUUAAAGGGUUUGUCCAACUUUCAAGUGUUUUUUUUAAAUAGCCCCCCCGACCCAGCAGGACCUGUCAAGGGAAGCAUACUUGCAUGUUCCCUGACGAUCGGUUCCAGCUCUGUGGAUACUACUGUCUUCACUAUGCUUUGGUCUCCACAUGUAAACCUCCACCAUGGACAAGGGUCACGUGUGCCACUUCAGCUAAUGACUGGCCACAGCAGUGGCAUGUCCCCCAAGCAGCAGUGACGCAAUGAUAUGCUGCUGUGGAGACAGCGUUGGACCAACUGAGCUGCAACCUGUCAUUGGAGAGCAGGUAAGUAUGCUUUCCUUGACGUAUGCUUUCCUUUCCUUAUAUCCUAUUAGCAAAAAAAUAAAAAUACUUGGAAGUAGAACAAUCCCUUUAAGGACACAUUAUUUUGCAGGAUGUGGUGAUGCACACGGCCUCGCAACUUUGCCUUCCUGCACAAGAGUGUUGCAUUAGGUUGCGCUCAGGAAAAAGAAACAGAGAUGAACAGGGAAGAUUGUAUAUCAAAUGCUAUUCAUACACUGAAAUGUAUGGGGAGAUGUGUAGCCAGUGAAGUUAAUGUAACAUUAGACUAAAUGGGAUUAACUGUGUAGGAUGUAGAACAAUAGCUCUGUAUACUGCACUAUACAUUCUAAUUUCUCUAUAUAUACGUUUGUGGCUGGAUCAGUCAGCACCAGUGGUUGUGUACAUCCAGACUCCAGCUUCGGUGUACAGAAGUGGAUGCAUACUUUGCUGUAUACGAUAUCUCUGUACUGUUCCUACACCUUCAGAUCAUUGCUAUUUUGUUUAGUUACCUGUUAGUUUUUGGUAUUAUUUUAAUGAAUCCCUAAGCAGCAUUUUUUUAUAAGUUUUUUGUGUUUUCUAUGCUGGCACUGGAAAGCCUUGCUCUGCAUAUUGGAAAUAAAUCAGAAACAGAUGAUGAUGAUGAUAUGAGUAAACAUCACAAAUAAAAAUAGUUUGGACUUUCCAAUGUUCCAAAUAUGUUCUGGUUCCUGCAUAUUAUUGCCACUAUGGUGACCAGCAGAUAAAAGGGACUGGUGGUAUGUUCUUACUCCUCUACCAGGGAUGUAGAUACAGAAGGUAUAGAGGUUGUAGUCACAAUCUGAUCCUGGUGCCAGAUGGGAGUCAAAGGCCCCACUGCCAAAUAUGAAGACACUAGUAACUAAAAGGAAUAUAAGUGAAUGAUAUACAGGUUAUACUGGAUCUUUAUCCCACAAAACUAUAUAUAAAUAUGCUCAGCUCUUCCUGCUCUAUAACAUG